Messenger RNA from Rotaria socialis, 858 nucleotides. The record is from the annotation of a GenBank genome assembly. NCBI's taxonomy places the organism in Eukaryota, Metazoa, Rotifera, Eurotatoria, Philodinida, Philodinidae.
AUGGUUUAUAGUGACAAGCAUCGAAAAAUUAAUGUUCCAACUGAUAAUGUUCCAAUCCAAGCAACGUUACGUCAACUAGAACAGCCUAUCUGUUUAUUUGGAGAACGUCCAGCCGAACGACGUAGACGUCUUCAAAACCUAAUAUCAUCUUUAUCUGAUAAUGAAAUUGCAAAGAUAUUACCUUUGUAUCAUGACGAGCCUGAUGAAUUACAAACAGCACGAUAUUGGAUUGCAGAAUAUGCCUUGUCAAGAGCAAAAGAACGUAUUGAAAAAUUAAAAGAAUAUGUUGCUAUACCUGAAGUAUAUCGAACAGCUAACAUUCAAGGUUUAUAUCGUGAAUUACGAGAGUGGUUUAUGCAAACUUUGAACAAUACCAGAUUUUGGCAUCCUCAAUCAACAUUAGCACAAGAUCCAGCAAUGAUUAAUUUAGCAUCUAGUUCAUUUGAUGGAAGUGUUAAAUUAUGGAAUCUUCAAAGUGAUGAACCUAUUGCUGAAAUUGAAAAAAGAAUCAAAGAAUCUUUUAUCAUUUUCAUUAAGGAUCUUGAAACUCAAGAAGAAAUUUUACCUCAAGAAGGUCAUUCAAAAGCAGUUCAUGGCAUUACAUUUCACUGUGAUGGAAGUUUAUCUGCUACGGCAUAUCACAUAGCAACUGGUUCGGAAGAUAAUUUGUGUAAAAUUUGGGAUCUACGUCCGAUUAAAAAUGUUUACAAUAUUGCUGCUCAUGAAAAUUUAGUUUCAACUGUUAAAUUUCAACGUACUGAAGGACAUUAUUUAGUAGCUGUUCCUUAUGAUGAUACAAUUAAAUUAUGGACGCAUCCGAUAUGGUCAGCGCUUUAUUCUUCAAAAGGCCAUGAAUAG